Molecule: messenger RNA, 426 nt
Organism: Linum tenue
Lineage: Eukaryota; Viridiplantae; Streptophyta; Magnoliopsida; Malpighiales; Linaceae
Source: the annotation of a GenBank genome assembly
AUGGCCGGACAGUACUUCAGAAACAGGAACAAAUACUACCACUCAUACUACUGGGAAUUUCUCUCCAACUUGGUGGCCAUGCCACUCCACUUCUUCUUCUUCAUAUCGAUACUCCUCUCCGUCGUCGUUUUCACGUGGUACGUCAACUACGAGUCAGCUUUUGAGGAAACGAUGAACCAGGUGAAGCUAUUCUUCAUGCUCUCCCCGCUCAUUCUGCUCCUCCUCCUUCACUUCCUGUCGCCGUCGACGACCUCCGACGCCAACAGCAGAAACAAGGGCUGGUCAAGCCGGGAGAGGGAUUCCCUCCACCGUGCCGGCGGGUCGCCGUGGGGGGUGGCGCUGUUGCUUGUCUUCCUACUCUUCAUGAUCUCUCACCAGUCUUCUCUCCAUGAACGCUGGUUCCCUUUGGUCACCAGAUGCUCUUGA